AACUCCAAGUAUCCUUUUAACCUGCAUCAAUCCGUGGGAUAACACGGGAGGGCGAGCACUUGGAAUUAUAAUUUGCUGCUGAAAUAAUAUUAAUUUGUUAAUGCGUUCUCUUGCAGCGAGAACAAGGAUCCAAAACAAAAAGGGACAAAGACAGUAACAACAACCCCCCCCCCCCAAAAAAAAAUUGCAACAUUAACAAUGUCCAGAGAAGGGUUACCGGGUGCGAUAAAUCCCGAGCCCGCCGCCGAUUCCCUCCUGUCCAGCCAGACCGGGAUGGUCACCGUGUCUUGCUGCGGGCCCGAGGGGCUGCUCGGGCAGCCGCUGCUGAUUUUCUCCUCCCCAGGAAGUGGCCGGGCUGAGCCGGAGGCAGAGGCAGAGGCGGCAGAGCGGACGGGGACCGGGGCGGAGGAGGCUCAGGGGCUCCUGCUGUUUGCUGCUACUCCCCAGGGUCCCGGGUCAGCCGAGUGGGGACAGCGGCCCCCCCUGGGGCGCCCGCCGGUGAAGAGGAAGUUGGAGCUGGAAAGUGAUCAUCAGUAUCUCGCUGUGGAGAUGGUGAGCCCUAAAGGGAAAGGGAAGUCUUCUGGGAGAGGCCUGAAAUCUCCAGUGGAGAAGACUCGGUACGACACAUCCCUGAGCCUGAUCACCAAGCGAUUUAUCCAGUUGCUAGCGCAGUCUCCGGAUGGUGUGUUGGACCUGAACUGGGCAGCACAAGCCCUCGAAGUUCAGAAGCGCAGAAUCUACGACAUCACCAAUGUCCUGGAAGGCAUCAAGCUCAUCACCAAGAAAUCCAAGAAUCACAUCCAGUGGCUGGGUGGGCAUCAGUUCCUGGAUGGGGAGGUGCUUGCCCGGUACCAGGCCCUGGUGAAGGAAAUUGCUGAGCUGGACGACAACGAUCGGAAGCUGGAGGAUCUGAUACAGAACUGCACCCUGCAGCUCAAACUAUUGACAGAGGACUCGGAGAGCCAGCGAUUUGCCUAUGUCACUUGUCAAGACUUGCGUAGCAUUGAAAACUUGGCUGAUGAGAUGGUGAUGGUGAUUAAAGCCCCAGCUGAUACCAAGCUCCAAGUGACUGAUCCCAGUGAGGCUCUGCAGAUCUCAUUGCAAAGCAGCAGGGGGCCAGUGGAUGUAUUCCUAUGCCCUGAGAGUGGUUCGGGCACUUGCAGUCCUGUGAAGACCCUCACCAGCCCCGUCAAGAUCAGCCCCAUCAGGACCAGCAGCCUUUGCAAUUUGACCGAUCAGGAACUAUUAGGAAGAACACCCCUGGGCACAAUUCUCUCGUCAUCUUCGAGUCAUGGCCAAGGGGCACACCUGGCAAGUAAUACAUCUUCCCCAUUGGCAGGAGUUGUGGACAUUAACCUUUCACCUUUGACUUCAGCUGCCAGUCUACUACAGCAGACAGAAGACGCCUUUCCUGCAAUCCCAUUUGAUGACAUGUUUGUCAACCUCUCUCCCCCGCUGUUUCAGGAUUACCAUUUUGGUUUAGACGAAGGGGAGGGGAUCAGCGAGUUGUUUGACUGUGACUUUGACACAUUACAACCUUUGGAGUUCUGAGUGAGUGUGUAGGAAAUUUUGUGGCGUAGAUUAUCCAGGAGCCGUCCUGCCACAGAUUGGCCUGCCUGGGGUCUGAACUCCGAGAAAUCCAAGCACCUGUGUGGGCUGGAGGCUUUGCUCUUGACUGACUUCCCUGGAGAAAGCUGCUUUAAAAACCCCUCGGUCCCACUCCAGGGUUAUUAGUGCUGUGAGUUAACUUAAGGAGGCAAACAGUGUGUUGCGGUGCGAUUCACUUUUCACGGGAUUCACUUUACAAGGAGAAGCUGUUUCAGCUUGAGUCGGUGGGGGGUGGGGUGAGACCGGUAGGAUGCUGCGCUAUUUGCAAGGGAGCUGCUGAUGAUGUAU
Carcharodon carcharias (great white shark) is the source of this 1896-nucleotide messenger RNA. Its product is annotated as transcription factor E2F1-like. Gene Ontology annotation, biological process: regulation of transcription by RNA polymerase II; G1/S transition of mitotic cell cycle. The transcript has 8 exons. The coding region runs from base 199 to 1551 and encodes 450 amino acids. Gene Ontology annotation, cellular component: Rb-E2F complex. Gene Ontology annotation, molecular function: RNA polymerase II cis-regulatory region sequence-specific DNA binding; DNA-binding transcription factor activity, RNA polymerase II-specific; protein dimerization activity. The record is from RefSeq and is a predicted model, not a curated record. NCBI's taxonomy places the organism in Eukaryota, Metazoa, Chordata, Chondrichthyes, Lamniformes, Lamnidae.